This is a messenger RNA of Exophiala mesophila, 1420 nucleotides long. RefSeq lists its product as uncharacterized. The transcript is spliced from 4 exons. Gene Ontology annotation, molecular function: DNA binding; DNA-directed RNA polymerase activity. Gene Ontology annotation, biological process: DNA-templated transcription. Bases 187 to 645 code for a protein of 152 amino acids. The record is from RefSeq and is a predicted model, not a curated record. NCBI's taxonomy places the organism in Eukaryota, Fungi, Ascomycota, Eurotiomycetes, Chaetothyriales, Herpotrichiellaceae. Gene Ontology annotation, cellular component: nucleus; RNA polymerase II, core complex; RNA polymerase I complex.
UUUGAAUUCACUGGUUGUUGACAAUAUCAUUGCGCGCAUACGACUGUGUUGAGACAUUGCCUGCACUGUCUUCCAAUCCACUCGUUUCUACACACAUCUAAAACAACAGGUUGUGACCUUGAGUCAAGAUCUAAUCGGACACCUCUGCAACAAAACUUCACAUACCCUCCAAGUCACGUCUUGAUCAUGUCUGACUACGGCGAUGAGGGCGGCUACGGUAACGAUGAGCCGGAUGACACCUUUUACGAACCCGAAGAAGACGUUCAAGAUUUUGCCCCCGAUGCCGAAGUAGAUGAGGAUGCGAUCGAGGCCAACCGCAAUGCCGAAGAUGGCGAUGAUGAUCGAGUUGUUGUUUCCGGCGAUCCCAACCAGGUUCAAAAACCCUCCAGCGACGCAGACAAGAAAAUCCCCGACGAUAAGCGAACCACCACUCCAUACAUGUCAAAGUACGAGCGGGCGAGGGUUCUAGGAACAAGAGCGUUGCAGAUCAGCAUGAACGCACCUGUCCUUGUCGACCUCGAGGGAGAGACCGAUCCUCUUCAAAUUGCGAUCAAAGAGUUGAACCAGAAGAAGAUUCCCCUUGUCAUUCGACGUUAUCUUCCUGACGGAUGGUACGAAGAUUGGACAUGUGAAGAACUGCUAUGAAACCUCGUAGGGUUCGUUACCGCACUCCCAGCGUCUCUCGAACUGUUCGACCAAGCUCCCAAUGCACUUCGCUCGCUCUUCGCUCGCUCUUUCGGCCUACAAGAAGCCGCGACUGGUGGUGGCGGUGGCGAUGGCGGCCGUUUCCAUGUGAUUUUUCGUGCCAAUCCCUCGUUAUAACCUGGUGUCGACUGCCGCCACGAAGACUAGAGCCUCCUUUGAGUAUAUGCGAAACCUUACCGGGGAACACCUCCUCCAGAAUUGGUUAUUCCUACUUCGCGACGGUCCUUGGCCACGAGGUCGCCACCGCCGACCCGGAGAAAGCUCACAAUGAGGCCUGUCAAUCAAGAGGACUCUAUGGUUUCACGUCUUCAAGAGCGUCUCCUCAGUAUUCGCGCAGCGAUCAUCGUCCUCAUCCACAGGCCGUGCAUCUCUAGCGAUGAAGUCCAACCUUGCACAAAUGCCGUGAUGAAAACGUUCGGCAGCCGGUUGUAUCAUCAUCAUAGAAAGGAUCACGAGUCACGGGGGGAUUACCGAGGCGGUCGGGGUCUGUGAUAGGAGUCGUGCAUUGUGCGAGGAUUGGUUCCAGUCCAUCCUCGACAAGAGGGGAUUCUUCCGCAGUUGCAGAAAUUAGGUUUUCAAUGCAUAUCUCUAUAUCACAAUGGCAUCGGAAUCAUGUAACACGAGUGCACUUCAUACGUAUGUCAGCUUGAUUGAGGAUACCGUAGUCUACAAGUCUACUCAUACCUGCAAACCUCUCUUGCUACUUGAAUACAAC